This is a messenger RNA of Schistocerca americana (American grasshopper), 1170 nucleotides long. Its product is annotated as probable inactive protein kinase DDB_G0270444. The transcript is spliced from 3 exons. The coding region runs from base 1 to 1170 and encodes 389 amino acids. The record is from RefSeq and is a predicted model, not a curated record. Lineage: Eukaryota; Metazoa; Arthropoda; Insecta; Orthoptera; Acrididae.
AUGCCUCAGGAGGAGGAACUGGAGGUAGCCUCCAAUGGGGAGGAGGAACUGGAGGUAGCCUCCAAUGGGGAGGAGGAACUGGAGGUAGCCUCCAAUGGUGAGGAGGAACUGGAGGUAGCCUCCAAUGGGGAGGAGGAACUGGAGGUAGCCUCCAAUGGGGAGGAGGAACUGGAGGUAGCCUCCAAUGGUGAGGAGAAACUGGAGGUAGCCUCCAGUGGGGAGGAGGAACUGGAGGUAGCCUCCAAUGGGGAGGAGGAACUGGAGGUAGCCUCCAAUGGGGAGGAGGAACUGGAGGUAGCCUCCAAUGGGGAGGAGGAACUGGAGGUAGCCUCCAAUGGGGAGGAGAAACUGGAGGUAGCCUCCAAUGGGGAGGUGAAACUGGAGGUAGCCGCCAGUGGGGAGGAGGAACUGGAGGUAGCCUCCAAUGGUGAGGAGAAACUGGAGGUAGCCUCCAAUGGGGAGGAGAAACUGGAGGUAGCCUCCAGUGGGGAGGAGGAACUGGAGGUAGCCUCCAAUGGUGAGGAGGAACUGGAGGUAGCCUCCAAUGGGGAGGAGGAACUGGAGGUAGCCUCCAAUGGGGAGGAGGAACUGGAGGUAGCCUCCAAUGGGGAGGAGGAACUGGAGGUAGCCUCCAAUGGGGAGGAGGAACUGGAGGUAGCCUCCAAUGGGGAGGAGGAACUGGAGGUAGCCUCCAAUGGUGAGGAGAAACUGGAGGUAGCCUCCAGUGGGGAGGAGGAACUGGAGGUAGCCUCCAAUGGUGAGGAGGAACUGGAGGCAGCCUCCAAUGGGGAGGAGGAACUGGAGGUAGCCUCCAAUGGGGAGGAGGAACUGGAGGUAGCCUCCAAUGGUGAGGAGGAACUGGAGGUAGCCUCCAAUGGUGAGGAGGAACUGGAGGUAGCCUCCAAUGGGGAGGAGGAACUGGAGGUAGCCUCCAAUGGGGAGGAGGAACUGGAGGUAGCCUCCAAUGAGGAGGAGGAACUGGAGGUAGCCUCCAAUGGUGAGGAGGAACUGGAGCUCUCUGCCGGGCCCUGGGACCGCGCGCAGACGUACGGGCCUCCGCAGGACUUGAGACCUCCUCGCUGCGACCCCUCUGGCUCCUGUGGCACCGACUUCCUCCUCAACGUCCUCGCAUUCAACCGACCACCGCACAGGGUAUUUUUCUUUCCUUAA